AUGAAACCCAAACAAAAAAGAUCAAAAACGGUUCGCGUUCUUCAGAUUCUUGGUAAUGACGAAUAUUAUGAUAGUUCAACAACAACAACACGUUCAACUAGUGUCUUUUCAUCAUCAAAUUCCAAUAACAAUAAUCCAAAGCAAUUAACACAUAAUAAUAACAGUUUAACAUCAUUAACAGAUACCAUCAACUCAGCAUCAUUAUUAAACAACAACACAACAUCAUCAUCAUCAUCAUCAUCAUCCAACAACAACACAACAUCAUCAUCUGACAACAGCAACAACACAACUUCAUCAUCCACCAACAGCAAUAAUACAACUUCAUCAUCUAGUAAUACCGGUUCAACAUCAACUUUACUAUUGCCUACUAAUAUUGCUGGUCGUAAAUCAACAUUGAAAGUUUGCCUAUAUGCUAUAAAAAGUGAUGAUGGUAAAAUGGCUUUAUGCCUACUAUGUGAUUAUACUUGUGCUAUCGUCGACCAUUCGUUACCAUUUGAUUCAUGA
Messenger RNA from Rotaria sordida, 504 nucleotides. Lineage: Eukaryota; Metazoa; Rotifera; Eurotatoria; Philodinida; Philodinidae. The record is from the annotation of a GenBank genome assembly.